This is a messenger RNA of Ylistrum balloti, 3222 nucleotides long. RefSeq names its product biogenesis of lysosome-related organelles complex 1 subunit 3-like. NCBI's taxonomy places the organism in Eukaryota, Metazoa, Mollusca, Bivalvia, Pectinida, Pectinidae. The transcript is spliced from 6 exons. The coding region runs from base 19 to 609 and encodes 196 amino acids. The record is from RefSeq and is a predicted model, not a curated record. Gene Ontology annotation, cellular component: BLOC-1 complex.
AGUAGGUGGACACUUACGAUGGACACCAACAUACCAACAGUUGUGCAAGGUGAAGCUUCGGAGUCGGACGACGAUGAAGUUGAUGCUUCAAUAACGAAGAAUACAACAGAUCCUGAACAAACAGCCACAGUAGUGUCUGGAGAAGCUUCAGAGUCUGAGGAUGAUGAGACAGAUGUCCCACUUGAACAGGAUAAACCACAGCUCACACCUCUCAAAGUGGACACAAAUGGUAAAGGAGAUAAUGAUAUCAUCUCUGGAGAUAGGCUUUCAACACCCACCUCUCCUAUCCAGAAGACAUCUGACGUCUACAGACCUAAAUAUGACACAUUGCUUCACAGGAAGUUAAGAGACAGGAAUGCAUUACUGAGACGCCAUAUGGUUGAUGCUGUUCACCAAGCUUACCAAACAGCAACCAAAGACCUCCACAACACAACACAGCAACUUCACAAAUCCCAGAGCCUUGUCAUGGAUAUAUCCCACAACAUGAGAUUACUGACUAAUGACCUGUUCUACCUGGAGGAUAAAAUUGACAUCAUAACAACAUGUAAAAUACUGCCAGACAUCAACAUUGCUGUACCUGGUGCCAUAAAUCCUGGUACUUCAACCUAGUCCCAUCAGACAUCAACAUUGCUGUACCUGGUGCCACAAAUCCUGGUACUUCAACCUAGUCCUAUCGGACAUCAACAUUACUCUACCUGGUGCCACGACUCCUGGUCCUUCAACAUAGUCAUGUCAGAUAAUCACUUUGCUGUACCAGGAUUCCUGGUCCUUCAACAUAACACGGUCAGACAAGGAUAUUGUUAUACCUGGUGCUGUGACUCCUUGUCCUUCAACAUAAUUCUAUCAGAGAAGGACAUUGCUGUAUCUAAUGCCUCAACUAAUGAUUCUUCUACAUGUACCUGUUUCCAUGACUCCUAGUCCUACAACAUAGUCCUAUCAGACAUUAUCAUUGCUGUAUCAGGUGUCAUGACUCCUAGUCCUACAACAUAGUCCUAUCGGACAUUAUCAUUUCUGUACCAAGUGUCAUGACUCCUGGUCCUACAACAUAGUCCUAUCAGACAUUAUCAUUGCUGUACGAGGUGUCAUGACUCGCGGUUCUUCUACAUGGUGCUAUCAGACAGUUAUCAUUGCUGUACCAGGUGUCAUGACUCCUCGUCCUACAACAUAGUCCUAUCAGACAUUAUCAUUGCUGUACGAGGUGUCAUGACUCGCGGUUCUUCUACAUGGUGCUAUCAGACAGUUAUCAUUGCUGUACCAGGUGUCAUGACUCCUGGUCCUACAACAUAGUCCUAUCAGACAUUAUCAUUGCUGUACGAGGUGUCAUGACUCGCGGUUCUUCUACAUGGUGCUAUCAGACAGUUAUCAUUGCUGUACCAGGUGUCAUGACUCCUCGUCCUACAACAUAGUCCUAUCAGACAUUAUCAUUGCUGUAUGAGGUGUCAUGACUCGCGGUUCUUCUACAUGGUGCUAUCAGACAGUUAUCAUUGCUGUACCAGGUGUCAUGACUCCUGGUCCUACAACAUAGUCCUAUCAGACAUUAUCAUUGCUGUACGAGGUGUCAUGACUCGCGGUUCUUCUACAUGGUGCUAUCAGACAGUUAUCAUUGCUGUACCAGGUGUCAUGACUCCUGGUCCUACAACAUAGUCCGAUCAGACAUUAUCAUUGCUGUACCAGGUGUCAUGACUCCUGGUCCUACAACAUAGUCCUGUAACAGGAGGGAGAAAGGGGGUCAACAGUUACCCGGUCCCGUCUCGUCCUGUAUCACUGUCAACCCAGGUUGAUGGGUACAGCUGGUGUUUUGUUUUCGAAGGUGGACAAACACUGCUAAUUUAAAUGUAACUACUUAUUUUAAAGCAAACAUUAAUUAACAGGGAUUAUCAACAAUGGCAUAGGCCUAUACCGACACAGAGACCCCCAUCUUACACCGAAUACAUAAACUUAUCUAUCUCUAUACAAAAUUACAUUCCACCCAGCUAUAGCUUCCCACCCGAUAAAAUAACGAAUUACGCUACCAUCCCCCGACCUACCUCAGAGAAGGUUUUCACCCUGUGGAAAUUAAUCCGAUGCUUUGCACUCAAAUUAUUAGACAUACUGCAUCUUAUACCCUAAAAUGACAAUACGAGACAGUUUGAACCAAUCAACACAUCACCAGAGACAGAACACCCCUGACACGGACGAAAAUGCAAGAAAACAAGACAGGAGAACUUGCACGUGAUAUACAUAGACCUCCGACAAAGGGGUAACAGGUGACAGGACAAAACAAUGGAGAGGUCACAGGUACACAGGGUACAAACACUACAGUAGACCUGACACACAGACACCUGUAUAAAGCUGACUAAAAUUGAAGCAUUGACAGCUUUAUAUCAUUUAAAAUUACACAAGAUAUAAUGUCCCCCGCUACAGUCCUAUCGGACAUUAUCAUUGCUGUACCUGGUGCCAUGACUCCUGGUCCUACAACAUAGUCCUAUCAGACAAGAACAUUGCUAUACCUGGUGCCAUGACUCGCGGUUCUUCAGCAUGGUGCUGUCGGACAUUAUCAUUGCUGUGCUUUGUGCCAUGACCCAUGGUCCGUUAACAUGCAGUGCUUUGUGCCAUGACUCAUGGUCCGUUAUCAUGCAGUCCAGUUGUACCAAAAUUCAGUUGGAGACUGCUGUAUUAUUAUUAAUGUGUAUUGACCACAGAUUUCAAUAAAUUCCAGUGAUAACUGUUAAUUAUAAAAAAAAAUUCUAUAAAACAUCAUUGUUAGGCAGUUUUAGAUGCAUAAUGGAUUGUAAUUGUUGCUCAUUGUUUUCAAUGUUCUAGAUUUUAUACACAGUACUAAUUAAAAUUCUGCUACAUGCAUUGUGAAUUUUCAGAAGGAGCCAACCUUUUCCUUGGAGUAUAUUAAAUAAAUUUAUGUACACUUAUCAUAAAUUUUAAAGAAUAAACCAGUUUGUUAAAAAUGUCAAAAUGGCAUUUACAUUUGCACAAUCUUGCAGUAACACAUUCCAGCAUAUUUAAUGAAGUCAUGUCAAACUUACAGUAUAACCGUUAUAAUUGUAUGUACAUAUUCAUAUGUAAGUAAUUCUAUACAGUACUAAAUGUAAUUUAUUUGUGUGCAUUAUCCCAGUAUUUAUUUAAAGAAAAGAUUAUGUUAGUUUUAGUGUAAGUUUUCAUGUGUUGUAGACAUUGAAAUAAAUUAAUAGUUAAACUGUGCAACAUGAUUAAAAAAUCUAAACUUGA